This is a messenger RNA of Tachyglossus aculeatus (Australian echidna), 1096 nucleotides long. RefSeq names its product Purkinje cell protein 4 like 1 (gene PCP4L1). Lineage: Eukaryota; Metazoa; Chordata; Mammalia; Monotremata; Tachyglossidae. Bases 151 to 354 code for a protein of 67 amino acids. The transcript is spliced from 3 exons. The record is from RefSeq and is a predicted model, not a curated record.
GGCGCCGGACGGGACGGGCGAAGCCACCCGUGAUCCCGUUCGACGUGCCACCUCUUCCUGGCAUUCCCACCCAUUUUUCCCCUCCCGGUGACCCCUGACCCUCCCUCCCCACCUCUCCUCCUUCCCACGUGCCCGCCCCGCCUGGCAGCGAUGAGCGAGCUCCGCACCAGUGAGUCUCCCUCGGCCAACCAGGCUUCCAGCCCCGAGGAGAAGGGCAAAGCCGGGGACGCCAAGAAGGCCGAGGAGGAGGAGAUCGACAUCGACCUGACGGCGCCGGAGACGGAGAAGGCGGCCCUCGCCAUCCAGGGCAAGUUCCGCCGCUUCCAGAAACGGAAAAAGGACCCCAGUUCCUGAGCGGCCCCUUCCCCCCCAGCCCCCUCUUCCUCCCCCAGCCUUCCCCCACAGCCCCCUAGACCCCCAGCUCCUUCGAUUCUCUGAACCCCAUGCGCUCCCGUCCCCGGCCUCCAGCGCACGUUGGGUGCUGGGCCACCCCACCGGUUGCCCACGGCCUCCUGGCAGGGACCGGGCGCUGCCGAGAUCGGGGAUGGGGGGAAGAGCGAGCGGGGCGGUCCGUGGGCUCAGGGGCAGGACGAUGGAUGCUGCGUCUACACUUCAGGUGAUCUAUUUAUUCCCCCACACCACUGCGUCCCCUGCCCACUCCCCUAAAGAGCUGAGCCACGGGGGGCUGAAGGAACCUCUCCACCCUGCUGCCCCUCUCGCCCAACCUUCCUCUCUCCUCCACCUCACCUAAACGGCUGUCCUCACCAGUGCAUAACGGGUAGAUGAUUAUCCCCAGGCCGGAGGGAACGACUCCUGGCUCUUUGCGCCAGGGAUCCCGGGGGUGGAGGUGGUGAGGCCCUGGGUGAGGAGGAGGGGAAUCAGGCCCAAGACUGGGCAGCUGGCAGGGGAAACUUCUUGGGGUCACCAGCCCGCCUCUCUCGACCCCCAUUCCCCGCCGGCCCUUCAAGUCGUGUCCUGCCGUCUGCGACGUCCAUCGCGGAGCCCCUUGCUGCCCUUCUCCAGCCCCUCCCCAAGCCCAACGUGGGGCAGCCCCUCCACCGUUUUAGCAUGUUUCUAACUAAUAAAAAAAAUCUCA